Molecule: messenger RNA, 1750 nt
Organism: Phascolarctos cinereus (koala)
Lineage: Eukaryota; Metazoa; Chordata; Mammalia; Diprotodontia; Phascolarctidae
Gene: ORC6
Product: origin recognition complex subunit 6
Biological process (GO): DNA replication; DNA replication initiation
Cellular component (GO): nuclear origin of replication recognition complex
Molecular function (GO): DNA binding
Source: RefSeq, a predicted model, not a curated record
GAACAGAAGCCAAUCGCUCUGCCAGGAGCUAGGGAGGGGGCGGGGCAUUGGAGUGCCGUGGGAGGAGAGUCGCAGGGAGGCACCUGAAUAGUGGGAAGUACGGAGUCGGCUUCAGGGACAGCGAAUCAUCUGACUCGCCCCGGGCUACUGAGCGUAGGGCAGGAAGGAAGACACGGAAAAGGUGGGAUAGAUUCUCCUGCGGCUUAGCACACACCCAUUCCUGGCGAGUACGCAGGCGCAGAUGGAGGAUGCGGGUUGGCUCGUGCGGAAAAGCUGCCCUGCUCUCGGAGCCAAUGCUGUCGCGCCCGGGGGGUCGGGUCCGGGUCCCAUUGGCCGGCGAGCCGUGGGGCGCGCGCCUUUCGUCCUUCUGCCGGGAGGUUCGCGGGCUGUCCCCGGUAGCCGCGCGCCAUGGAGCCCGGGCCCAUUGCGCGUUUCGGACCUCGACUGGGCAUCACGGACCCCUCUAUCCUAAGGAAAGCUGAAGAGUACUCGCGACUGUCCCAAGUGAAGUGUACUGGAUUGUCUGCUCAUACAACAGAAACAAGUAAUGCAAUCAUGUGUCUGGACCUUGCUGCCACCACUAUGAGAUGGCCUUUAGACAGAACUUACUUAGUUAAACUUUCUGGUUUGAACAAGAAGAUGUAUCAAAGCUGUCUUAAGUCUUUUGAGUGUUUGCUGGGCUUGAAUUCAAAUGUUGGAAUAAAAGACUUAGCAGUACAGUUUAACUGCGUGGAGGCUGUAAACAUUGCUUCAAAGAUCCUACAGAGGUACGAAGCCAGCCUUUCCCAGAUACAGAAAGUAGAUCUAGAUUUGUCCAAGCCCCUUUUCACGACAGCUACACUGUUUUCAGCAUGCAGGGUCCUAAAGAUAAAAGUAAAUAAAGACAAAAUGGUGGCCACAUGUGGUGUAAAGAAAGCUGUUUUUGAUCGACUCUGUAAACAGUUGGAAAAGUUUGAACAGCAAGUUAAGGGAGAACCUAGCAGUUCAACUUCUCCACCAGCCAAAAGACAGAAAAUUAUAGUUGAACAUUCCAAGAAAGAAAUAGAGGAAGAAGCAGAGUCUCUAUGUAAGCAGCAGCAAAGUGAAGAUUUAAAACAAGAUUAUGAAGAGUGGAAAAGAAAAAUUUUAGAAAAUGCUGCUAAAGCACAAAAGAAGUGAUUUCAGUUUCCAGAAAGCACCUGCCUCCAACCAUGACUCUUAUCCCCAGUGAGCCUUGAUGGGUCAUUAGCAUUUGCUCUUGAGCAAGAAUUCUGAAAGCGCUACCUUGAUAUGCUUGGGGUUCUUUAUCCUGGGCAGUACCAAACAUGUUAUGUUAAGGAAAACCCUUUCACCUCUUCUCUGGGUUUCCAUAUUUUGGUGAGGUUACUUACAGAAGGUAACACAGAGGUCACAUGUAAGGCAGUGGGACCUAGCUCCUGAUGUUGGAAAUAAGCUGACACAAUCAACCAUGGUGUCAUUUGGCAUAUAGCUUCCACUUACCCACCAGGCGUGUGUAUUCUCUUCCAAAAGAGUCUAAGGAAACUUAGUACUCUAGUUUGUACUUUUGAUAAUACGCUAAUCAGGGGUGGGGAACCUGCAGCCUCCUAGGCCACUUCCCCACCCAUGCAGUCAUUUUGAAGCAAUACAAAUGAAUUUUCAUACUAUUUGAUGCCUGCUUUUAAUUGUUUUUGCAGUUUUUUUAGAAUCAUAGAAUCUUUCAGUUUAAAUAAAAUACUGAAGCCCAAGAUAAUAAAUUUUAUUUCUGUGUCCA